AACCAUGUUACCAUUUGUAUAGAAUGUCUACAGUAAGGAAGCAAACCCCAAAUGAGUUCCUGAAGCAGCUUAUCGGACGCCCAGUCGUUGUGAAACUCAGUUCUGGUGUAGAUUACAGAGGAAUAUUCGCUAAUCUUGACGGGUACAUGAACGUGAUACUGGAGCAAACAGAGGAGUACAUGAACGGAGAGCUGAAGAACAAGUACGGGGACACAUUCAUCAGGGGCAACAACGUACUCUACAUCAGUGCUCAGAAGAGAAGACUGUAAUUCUAUAAGUAUUGCAGUGCUUAGAGAAGAUUAGUCGUAAAGUACUGCUCAGAGAAUGUAUUUUUAAUUUGCAUAUUUACAUGGCGUAAAUUACCUGAGUUU
Bolinopsis microptera is the source of this 371-nucleotide messenger RNA. RefSeq names its product U6 snRNA-associated Sm-like protein LSm6. Gene Ontology annotation, biological process: mRNA splicing, via spliceosome; maturation of SSU-rRNA. The record is from RefSeq and is a predicted model, not a curated record. Gene Ontology annotation, cellular component: sno(s)RNA-containing ribonucleoprotein complex; U6 snRNP; P-body. The transcript is spliced from 2 exons. Bases 24 to 269 code for a protein of 81 amino acids. Gene Ontology annotation, molecular function: RNA binding. Lineage: Eukaryota; Metazoa; Ctenophora; Tentaculata; Lobata; Bolinopsidae.